AUGAGCCAUCAAUCCCUCCACGACAUCCGACCUUCGGCCAUAGUCCUGGAAGAUCAUUCAGCAGAGCACUCCCAGCAAACACUCUCCUGCUGGGCACAGUCCGUAUCCAUUGAUGAUUAUGUGAUUGUUUCUGGACCCACGGGCAUUGGAGCAUAUGUUGUCUGGGCAUGCACCGUUCGCACACUAAAAGGUGGCGAACUGAGUCUUCGUAAAAGAUACUCCGAGUUUGAUCGCUUGCGAGUGGAGCUCUGUAGAGCUUUCCCGUAUGCUGAAGCCAUGAUACCCGAACUGCCACGGAAGAGCCACAUCAGUCGAUUCCGGCCCAAGUUUUUGCAGCAGCGGAGGGAUGGGUUGCAGCAGUUUUUAAACUGUAUUCUCCUCAAUCCGGAAUUCGCUUCGUCGCCUAUAUUAAAGGACUUCAUCUUCAGCUGA
Messenger RNA from Ramularia collo-cygni, 432 nucleotides. RefSeq lists its product as uncharacterized. The record is from RefSeq and is a predicted model, not a curated record. NCBI's taxonomy places the organism in Eukaryota, Fungi, Ascomycota, Dothideomycetes, Mycosphaerellales, Mycosphaerellaceae. The transcript has 3 exons. Gene Ontology annotation, molecular function: phosphatidylinositol-3-phosphate binding. Gene Ontology annotation, cellular component: endosome. The coding region runs from base 1 to 432 and encodes 143 amino acids.